AUGUCAGACGCCGACUUCCUCACCUCCCCCUCCCCUUCUCCAACUCCCCUCUUCCACUGCGACUACAGUGACUGGUCUCCCUCCUUCUCCAUCAUCCCAUCAGUCUACCUCAUGGCCUUCCUGGUUGGUUGCCUCGGUAAUGGAUUGGUUCUUUGGGCCUACCUGGACCGAGCCGAGGGGAGGAGAAAGAGUACAGGAGAGAAAAACUACACAGGAGUUGGGAAGUUCUGUUGCAAAAGCAUUUUCAGAAACAAUCAACAGAACAUUAGCAAUGCUGGUAGAGUUCACCGUGGCUCUUUUCCUAAAAAGAACAAAGCCUCAGGACAAAGCCACAGACCCUCCUCUCAUUCCUCUACCUCCUCCUAUCCUCCUUCCAUCCCACGUCCGUCUCGUUCACUGACAGACUCUCUUAUAGCUAGUUUAGCUUUAGCUGACCUCUGCUUCCUUGUAACUCUCCCUCUUUGGGCCGUCUACACAGCGAUGGGAUACCACUGGCCAUUUGGCCAACCCCUCUGCCAAAUCAGCAGCUUCCUCACUGCUCUCAACAUGUAUGCCAGUGUCUUCAGCCUGAGCAUGCUCAGUGUGGAGCGGUACUGGGUUCUGACUGGGCGCCGGCACUCCAGCCACCACGCCCCGCAGCGCUGCCCCAGCAGGGCUCUGUGGAUACUUGGAGGAGUGUGGGCGCUCGCAGGAGUCCUGGCACUUCCUGGUUUGCUGCUGCGCUCUGUACGGGAGAUGGAGCUUGAACCUGAAUCUAAUGAAUCGGAUGAUUGGCAGCUAGAGCCAGAUCACCCUGAUGACCCUGGAUCUGUCUUCCUCUCCUGCCAGAUGGAUUACUCCAUGCUGAUUGGAGCACAGCUGGAGGAAACAGACAGGGAGUGGGCUGAGAUUUGGUGGGCAGCUGCAUUGAGCUUGAAGUCAACUCUAAUUGGCUUCCUGCUUCCUCUUGUCAUUUUGCUGGUCUGCUACUGCUCAUUGGCUCAGCUCCUCAGUAGGCAUUUUGGUCGGGGUCCUCGCCCUGACCGCAGGUGCCAGCGCAGACUCCUCAGGGUCAUUGUCACCUUAGUGAUGGCGUUCUUCCUGUGCUGGCUGCCCCUGCAUGUUAAUAAAACUGUUUCCCUGCUGAUGGAGUUUGGAUUUGUCCCGUACUCCUGUUCUUUAGAUCAGAUCUUACUAGCUGCUCACCCAUAUGUCACUUGUUUAGCUUACCUCAACUCCUGCCUCAACCCACUCCUCUACGCUGCCUGUGACCCUUCAUUUCGGAAGAGAUGCAGAGGAGCUCUACUUCUGUUGUGCAGGAGAGGAGGAGAGAGAAAGGAGGGGAAGGAGGAUAGAGGAGAGGGAGAGAAAGAAGAAAGGAGCUCAGCUUUCCCCACAAGAACGCAGGAGGAAACAGCAGAUAGGACCGAGGAUGAGAGAGUGGAAGAAGCAAGUGGGGCGGUCACUGAGGGGUGA
Messenger RNA from Scomber scombrus (Atlantic mackerel), 1455 nucleotides. It is a transcript of the gene aplnr2, whose product is annotated as apelin receptor 2. The record is from RefSeq and is a predicted model, not a curated record. The coding region runs from base 1 to 1455 and encodes 484 amino acids. The transcript has a single exon. Gene Ontology annotation, molecular function: G protein-coupled receptor activity. Gene Ontology annotation, biological process: immune response; G protein-coupled receptor signaling pathway. Lineage: Eukaryota; Metazoa; Chordata; Actinopteri; Scombriformes; Scombridae. Gene Ontology annotation, cellular component: membrane.